GCGGCGGGAAGCGCCUUCCCCACAGGUAGUGGGUUAGGGAGGGCAGGGUUAGGGAGGGAAGCAGGGCCGCUCUCCCUGUCGCCCCCCCCCCCCCGGAGUCGGAGUGCGUUGGUCGGGUAGUCUCUGAGGGCCCUUCGCUCCUGGGAUCUGCCCGUUACCGACCGUUGCCGGCAAGGCCCCGCGGCCGGCACCGGAGAAGGGCGGCGAGGCGGCGGGGAUGGUCGCGUCCCGUGGCGGGAGGCUCGUCGUUCACGGGGCGCCCACAGAACCCACCUAGGGGAGGUCCUCAGCCCACCACCGUAUUUUCAGCCAGGACAUCAAUGCAAGCUUGAAUAAGAAAAACAAAUUCUUCCUCCUAAGCCAUGGCAUAUCAGUUAUACAGAAAUACCACUUUGGGAAACAGUCUUCAGGAGAGCCUAGAUGAGCUCAUACAGUCUCAACAGAUCACCCCCCAACUUGCCCUUCAAGUUCUACUUCAGUUUGAUAAGGCUAUAAAUGCAGCAUUGGCUCAGAGGGUCAGGAACAGAGUCAAUUUCAGGGGCUCUCUAAAUACGUACAGAUUCUGCGAUAAUGUGUGGACUUUUGUACUGAAUGAUGUUGAAUUCAGAGAGGUGACAGAACUUAUUAAAGUGGAUAAAGUGAAAAUUGUAGCCUGUGAUGGUAAAAAUACUGGCUCCAAUACUACAGAAUGAAUAGAAAAAAUAUGACUUUUUUACGCCAUCUUCUGUUAUUCAUUGCUUUUGAAGAGAAUCAUAGAAGAGACUUUUUAUUUAUUCUAGAAUUGCAGAAAUGACUACACUGUGCUAUACCAGAGAAUUCCAGUAGAAAGAAACUUAUAACUCUGUAGCCUCUUACAUCACCUUUAUUAUACAGCAUGAAAAACCAUAACUUUUUUUUAAGGACAAAAGUUGUUGCCUUCCUAAGAACCUUCUUUAAUAAACUCAUUUUAAAACUUUGA
This is a messenger RNA of Pan troglodytes (chimpanzee), 958 nucleotides long. RefSeq names its product general transcription factor IIA subunit 2 (gene GTF2A2). Gene Ontology annotation, cellular component: transcription factor TFIIA complex. Gene Ontology annotation, biological process: transcription initiation at RNA polymerase II promoter. NCBI's taxonomy places the organism in Eukaryota, Metazoa, Chordata, Mammalia, Primates, Hominidae. The record is from RefSeq and is a predicted model, not a curated record. The transcript has 5 exons. The coding region runs from base 363 to 692 and encodes 109 amino acids.